This is a messenger RNA of Lutzomyia longipalpis, 1068 nucleotides long. RefSeq names its product farnesyl pyrophosphate synthase-like. Gene Ontology annotation, molecular function: (2E,6E)-farnesyl diphosphate synthase activity; dimethylallyltranstransferase activity. The transcript has 4 exons. The record is from RefSeq and is a predicted model, not a curated record. Gene Ontology annotation, cellular component: cytoplasm. NCBI's taxonomy places the organism in Eukaryota, Metazoa, Arthropoda, Insecta, Diptera, Psychodidae. Bases 1 to 1068 code for a protein of 355 amino acids. Gene Ontology annotation, biological process: trans, trans-farnesyl diphosphate biosynthetic process.
AUGGAUAAGCAAACAGUUUACGAGAAAGGUGUAGAUCAAUUUACCAAUCCUAUUUUAUCUGAACUUAAAGAAAAAGCUUUAGCAGAGAAGUGCGAUGGUGAAUACUUGGAGAAAAUUAUAAAUCAUCACAAGUUCAACCAUCAAAUGUACAAUGGCGUCCCUUUCUUGGAGUCAAUUACAAAAACCUACAAACUUCUAGCUCCAAAAUCUAGGCAGACUGAUAAAUACUUGCAGUUGAUCCCCUACUUAGCAGCAGUAUUAGACAUGCUUAUUUCAGUUCUAGUUGUAGUUGAUGACAUUCUCGAUAGAAGUGAGAUGAGAUCAGGAAAACCGUGCUGGUAUAGAAUUGUCGGAGUCGGUGCUGCAGCCAAUGAUUCCCAUAUCCUGAUCGCAUCGGCUUUCUUCAUUCUAAGAAAGCACUUCUUCCACCUUGAUUGCUACACCUACUUGACAGAGCUUGUGGCGGAAUCGCUCUUUGUCGUUGGCCUAGGGCAGCAUUUUGACAAUGAAAUGUCUCAGGUAAACUAUGAAGACUUCACCGAGGAGAACUACAGCAAAAUGGUUCGGAAUAAAUCCAGCUACAGCUUCUACUUCUCCCUUGGCGGUGUAAUGUACCUUGCAGGCUACACGGAGCAGGAAUCACAUGAGAAGGCUAAAGAAUUCUCCUUCCAACUGGGCUAUCUGGCUCAAGUUCAGAAUGACUUCUGGGAUUGCUACAAACAUCUGGAUUCGAUCGUUAAGAGUGGAACGGAUAUUGAGGAAGGUAAGUGCACCUGGUUGGCUGUUCAAUUCCUCAAAAUGGCCUCUCCGGAACAGAAGGAAGUCUUUAUUGGGAACUACGGCAAAAGGGAUCAGGAGUGUGUUUCAAGGAUUAAGAAGCUAUACAAUGAUCAGAAAUUACCGGAGAUUUAUGCAAAGUUUUUGCAUGAGGAGUGUGCAAAGUUAAGAAACAGAGCUCUGGAAGAUGCAGGAGACAUUCCUUCGGAGCUCUACGUCAAAAUAAUCGAUGGAUUGUUUGAAAAGGAUCUUCAGAACUUCACUGAUGGCAACAAUAUGACAGAUUUUUAG